UCUGGGCGGUGCACGAUGCGAUUUCUUUUGGGUUUCCAAUUGCCAUCUUGGAUAUAAAAAGCAACAUCAUGACCUAUUUGUUUAGUACAUAGAAAGCACAGUGAACGUAAAGUGUUAUACGUGAAUGUUGGUCAGUUAAUCUUUACGAGUUAAUGGUAGCGAGAAACUCGACGAUUACUAAGAGGCAUUCCUCUUGAAAAUGAAGGUUAUAACUACCAUUAUUGUUAUUUGGACCCUAACCGAGGCUAUAGCGUCAGCGGAAUAUCGCUUCAAGCGCCGAGGUCCAGCCCCUCCUCAAAGACCUCCUCCGGCUCCAGGUCCACCAGCUUAUUUAAAGAAAUGGCAAUUAGCAAGACCCCACCGAGGAGUAUCUAGACCUCCUAGACCCAUUCCGGUCCAUAAUCAACCACAAAAUUACGGAAAAGUUCCCCUUCCCAUAGGACCAGUUAAAACAAACUAUCAGGCUCUUAACAGGAUUCAUCAAAAACCUUUAAAAAGUCUGCCAAGGAAACCUACAGUGAAACCAUUUCAAUCCUCAAGACCUCUGAACUUCCAACCAGAACUUGAUUAUCACAUCCAAACCAAUAAUAUACCGAACGCCAUUCCUAUCCAAAAUAAAGUUGCUGACAUCGCCAAUCAAAUACCAAUAAAACAACUGGAUGAGAAGGGUCCUAUCCAUACCAUCCCGGCACCUAAUUUAAGUCGAGACAAACCGUCGUACCAUUCAGAUGAUACAUUUAAAGAACGUCGACAUUACCAAGAACAUCACCGACCCGAUGUCAUCCAACAACAACAGCAACAACAACAACAAAAAUUCCAUCAAUAUCAAGUAACCGAGAGCAGUGAACAGCUAUCGAAGUACAAUAUUCCACAAAAGACCUAUACAGAAUCAUUCCAAACAAUAAAUAAUUUCAGAAACCAGUACCAACAACCCCAGUAUGUCCAACCGCCACCCCAAUACGUUGCCACCAAUACCUACGAUAAUAUACCAGUUGAGCACACUUUAGCAUUACCUUCCAACAACUUGCCCAACAACAAGGAGAUUCAACAAUAUCUCAACGAAUUUAAUAACCAACAGGAACAGUUUGUAAAGACUCCAAUACAAAACACGAAAGAUUUGCAACAGCUAGUGGCUUCGUAUCAAACCCAUGACCAUUCCCAAGUUCACAAUCAACCUUCCGAAGAAUACAAGCAUGAGUACCGAGCGCAGCCACCUAAAAAUCCACAACAACCCCAGCCACAUCUCCAACUGAACAUUCCAGAUUACGAAACCAUGUUGAAGCAAGCUCAGUUAUUCCAGAGUGAACCAGCGUAUCUUUCUCAAGUUCAGCAAGCCAUCGGUCAAAAUGCCAACGAACAGUCAAAACCUCAACUUCACACGUUUAAUUACGAAGAACAAUUUUCCAAAAACCCAAACCAGUAUGAAGGAUCGUCGGUGAAAUUUCCUGAUUUCGAAACAGACACUAACACCCCGACAAACGCUCACUCUUUUCGAAACAAUUUGAAUGUCAAUCAGCAAAACGCUUAUCUACAGCAUUUAUUAGAUUCCCCUAACACUAAUAACGAAAAUACUAAUGGCGGCAAUCAGAAGAAACGAAGUGAUACUUCAUCUUCGGUCGCUUCGGAUCGUAACGAUAACGAUAAGGAACAAAUAUCGAACUUCUACAUGACGUUGCCCAACAAAGAAGCUGCCGAAGCAUUGGCAUCUCUGCAAGAGGCUGGAAAGAUAAACAGCAAUUUGAUGCACUUGAAGUCGCAAGAUAUUCAAAGCCUUCAGUUAAGACCCAAAAAUCCACUAACCAUAUAUGUAUCGGAUGAGGACUCGUCUGAAAUGAAUGAAGAAGAAACAUUCCAGAGGUCGUCAGACGAUGGAAACCAUUUGGAAGGCAAAAAUGAUGAAGACAUAAGUGAGGAAAAUGACGAAGUAGCGGAAGACAACAAAAAUUUCGGAAACAAAAUCAAGCCAAAGAAAAAACGAAACUGAAAUUAAACAUUCGACAUCUUCUUCAAAACUUCAACUUCGGGUACCUGUCUUCCCAUAUCUAG
Messenger RNA from Agrilus planipennis (emerald ash borer), 2046 nucleotides. RefSeq names its product GATA zinc finger domain-containing protein 10-like. Lineage: Eukaryota; Metazoa; Arthropoda; Insecta; Coleoptera; Buprestidae. The record is from RefSeq and is a predicted model, not a curated record. The transcript is spliced from 4 exons. Bases 200 to 1984 code for a protein of 594 amino acids.